Molecule: messenger RNA, 921 nt
Organism: Dichotomopilus funicola
Lineage: Eukaryota; Fungi; Ascomycota; Sordariomycetes; Sordariales; Chaetomiaceae
Product: DNase I-like protein
Exons: 2
Coding region: 1-921 (306 amino acids)
Biological process (GO): double-strand break repair
Cellular component (GO): cytoplasm; PML body
Molecular function (GO): 5'-tyrosyl-DNA phosphodiesterase activity; single-stranded DNA binding
Source: RefSeq, a predicted model, not a curated record
AUGCACCUCUCCCGCCUAAUACUACUGCGAAAUUCCAAACUUGGCACGAAUUCGACAACGCACAGGAUCGAUCAUGGGAAUAGCUCGACAGCAUCCGAUACUGAGCCGUCUCUACUCAACCUUGUCACUUGGAACGUCGACUACUCAUCCCCAUACGCCGCAAAACGCAUCACCGCAAUUCUUUCCCAUAUCUUCUCCCUCACCCCAGCGAUCGACGUCAUUUUCAUGCAAGAAGUCUCCCGCGACGCCUACCUCACUCUCCUCGCCAGUCCAGACAUUCGGCGCAACUGGUUGCUCAGCGACGCAAACGGCGUCCUCCCGACUAACCAACAGUUCACCACCAUCACAUUACUCUCCAGAUCUCGAUUCAGCGCCUCACCCAACACUGGUCCAGUCUGGCGAGUUCCGUACCCGAGCCGUUUUGGCCGGGACGCACUCUGCGCCGGCAUUUUUCUUCCGUCACAUACGCACCACUCAAACCGUCAUCCCACAGAAAAUCCUAACCUAGCUAUGCACAACCGCCACCAUCACCGGGUCCGCCUCAUCAAUGUCCACUUGGACUCCCUCCCCAUCCAGCCCUCCCAGCGACCAAAGCAAAUAGCCGUCGCUGCGGAGCUCUUGCGUGCCGGGGGCGGCCGGGGGUUAGUGGCGGGGGACUUUAACCCCGUACUCCCUUCGGACGCGACGUUGGUGGAGGAGAAUGGGUUGAGGGAUGCGUGGAUGGAGCUGCAUCCGGGUCAGUCGGGGUUUACAUGGGGGGUUGUUACGGUUGGGGUUGAGGUGAGGGGGAUUGAGGUUUUGGGCCCGGGGGUUGUGGAUGGGGAUAGUAAGAUGGGGGGAGAUGGUGGUGAGGGGGCUGGGAGAAUUGCUUGGAGUGAUCAUUCGGGACUGAGGUGUUCGUUUCGGUUGGGCCCAAGCUAG